AUGGCAGGCGCCACCAACGGCAACGGCGCCAACAACGGCGGCGGCGGCGGGGGGAAGGUGAUCAGCAUGCCGCUGCAGUACUUCUGCGUGCUGGCGGCGGUGGUGGUGGCCGUGAUGGUGCUGUCGCUGUCCUUCAUGUCGCCGGCGGCCAUGGUGGCCGUCCGCCACAACCUCGGCUCCUCCGUGGCGGCCGCCGCCCCCGGCAGCAGCAGCAGCACCGCCAGCAGCGGCGCCGCUGCCGGCGGCCUGGCCGCGGCAUCACCGCCGGUGGCACGGAAGGAGAAGGAGCAGGCGCGACGGCCGCCGGUGGCGCUGUUCAACUUCGGCGACUCCAACUCCGACACCGGCGGCGUGGCGGCGGCCGGCGGGAUACGGAUCAUGCCGCCCGAGGGCCGCACCUACUUCCACCACCCCACGGGCCGGCUCUCCGACGGCCGCGUCAUCAUUGACUUCAUCUGUGAGAGUCUGGGCACGCAUGAGCUGAAUCCAUACCUCAAGGGAAUUGGUUCAGACUACAGCAACGGCGUCAACUUCGCCAUGGCGGGCUCGACGGUGACCCACGGCGCCUCUGACUACUCCCUGAACGUCCAGGUCGACCAGUUCGUCUACUUCAGGCACAGAUCCCUUGAGAUGUUUGAACGAGGACUGAAAGGCCCGGUGAGCAAGGAGGGGUUUGAGAAUGCUCUGUACAUGAUGGACAUCGGCCACAACGACAUGGUUGGUGUGGCGCACGUACCGUCCGAUCAGUGGGACAAGAAGAUCACAGAGAUCGUUGGCGAGGUCAGACAAGCCAUCUCGAUUCUGUAUGACAAUGGAGCGAGGAAGUUCUGGAUCCACGGCACCGGCGCCCUGGGGUGCCUGCCGGCGCUGGUGGUGCAGGAGAAUAAGGGCGAGAAGGACAAGCACGGCUGCCUCGCCGGCGUCAACAGGGCUGCCAAGGCGUACAACAGGAAGCUCAGCCAGCUCUGCGACGACCUCCGGUUCCACCUCAAGGGCGCCACCGUCGUCUACACCGACAUGUUCGCUAUCAAGUACGACUUCGUGGCCAACCACACCAAAUACGGGAUCGAGUGGCCGUUCAUGGUGUGCUGUGGCAAUGGCGGGCCGCCGUACAACAUGGAGCAGGGAAAGCCCGGCUGCGGCGACCUGUGCCCGCCGGAGGCGAAGGUGGUCAGCUGGGACGGCGUGCACUUCACGGAUUUCGGCAGCGGCCUUGCUGCCAAGCUUGCCAUGAGCGGGGAGUACUCCAAGCCCAGGGUGAAGCUGGCGAGCUUGAUCCAUGGCGGAUCCAGGAAAGCGUCAGACUCUUGA
Miscanthus lutarioriparius is the source of this 1311-nucleotide messenger RNA. NCBI's taxonomy places the organism in Eukaryota, Viridiplantae, Streptophyta, Magnoliopsida, Poales, Poaceae. The record is from the annotation of a GenBank genome assembly.